Meloidogyne enterolobii is the source of this 2185-nucleotide messenger RNA. Lineage: Eukaryota; Metazoa; Nematoda; Chromadorea; Rhabditida; Meloidogynidae. The record is from the annotation of a GenBank genome assembly.
UGGGUGGUGUAGUUGGAUGUGUUUAGGUUUUGUGGGAGAUUGGGUAGGGGUUCGAAUCCUUUUGGGUGCAAGCAUUCUUAUUUUUAGUGGAAAUAUUUUUUUUGAUCAAAAAUUGACCUUAGCCUUCUCAGAAAAUUUUUUUCUGAUUUUUACUAGUGUUAUUCACGGUACGGUAUUACCGCGGUAUUUUUCGGUAAUACCGCGGUAUUUUUACCGAAAUACCGAAACCGAUACCGAACAAUUUUUUAAAAAUCGGUAUUUUUUCGGUAUCGGUAUUUUACCGAAAUAUCGGUAUUUGCGGUAUCGGUAUUUUACCGAAAAUACCGAUACCGAUACCGAAAAAACGCGUUUGAAUAACACUAAUUUUUACCAUCUAUGGUUCCCUGACAUUUGGUUUAUAAUUUUAAUUCUCUAUGGUUCCCAGACUGGAACUGGUGAGGAAUUAGCUGGACGUUUAGCAAAAGAUUUUGGACGUUUUGGCAAAAAGCCUUUAUUAAUUGACCCUGAAGAAAUCGAAGCAGAAGAUUUACCAAAAAUUACAGAAGAAUUUGAAGACCCAAUUCUUUUACUUUUUGUUGCGACAUAUGGAGAGGGUGACCCUACUGACAAUGCCCAAGCUUUGCACGAAUAUUUUACAAAUAAUGAACCAGACUUGACAAAACUUAAAUAUUCUGUUUUUGGACUUGGAAAUAAAACAUAUGAACAUUACAAUGCUGUAGGCAAAUUUUUUGAUAAAAGAUUGGAAGAACUUGGGGCUGAAAGAAUUUGUGAACUUGGAUUGGCUGAUGAUGAUGGAAAUUUGGAAGAGGAUUUUAUGCGGUGGAGGGAACAUUUCCUCUCAACUGUGUCUUCUCGUUUUGGAUGGGAUUUGGUAAAUAAUGGAAGUUUGGAUCGUCAAUACAAACUUGAAAUAAUAACUGAACAAAAUGGACCUAUCUUUAAAGGAGAAUUUGGGCGUAUUGGAGCUUUUGAAAAACAGCGACCGCCUUUUGACCAAAAAAAUCCAUUCCUUUCAAAAAUCUCUGUUAAUCGCGAAUUACACACAAAUCAAAGUGAAAGGUCUUGUCGACAUGUAGAAUUCGAUAUUGACUCAGCUAAAGUUCGUUAUGAUGCUGGUGACCAUGUUGCUGUUUUUCCAACAAAUGAGCCUGAAUUGGUUGAAAAAUUGGGAGAAUUACUUGAUGUUAAUUUGGAUACAAUAUUUAAAUUAAUUAAUCUUGAUGAGGAAAGCACCAAAAAACAUCCAUUUCCUUGUCCAUGUACUUAUCGAACAGCGUUAACUCAUUAUGUUGAUAUUAAUUCACCUGUUAAAUCUCACGUUUUAAAAGCAUUGGCCGAUUUUUGUGAAAAUAAUGAGACUAAAGAACGUUUAUUGUUGUUGAGUACAGCUAGUGAGGAAGGAUUGGCCUUAUAUGCCGAUUAUAUUGUCAAAGAGCGCCGUAGUAUAGUUGACAUUUUGGCUACUUUUACUGACUGUAAACCUCCAUUAGAUUUAUUAUUGGAAAUGUUACCACGUUUACAAGCUCGUUAUUAUUCAAUUUCGUCCUCACCAAAAUCAACAAAUUUAAAAAUUGCAAUCACCGCCCUUUUAAUUAGACACCAAAUUGAUGAAAAAAGAGUAUUCAAAGGAGUUUGUACAAAUUAUUUGUACAAAUUGUCUGAAGGACAUUCUGUCCCAAUUUUCAUAAGAAAAUCAACUUUGAGACUUCCAAAUAAAUUGUUAACCCCGGUUGUGAUGAUUGGACCUGGAACUGGUUUUGCACCUUUUAGAGGGUUUUUGCAUGAAAGAUUGUGGCAAAAGAAGUCUGGGGGAAAAGAUAUUGGAGAAAUGCAUUUAUAUUUUGGUUGUAGACAUCCGGAACAUGACCAUAUUUAUAAAGAGGAAAUGGAGGAAUUUAUCACUUCUGGUGUUUUAACAGAAUUACAUGUUGCCUAUUCACGUUUACAAGACGAAAAAGUUUAUGUUCAAAACAAACUUUGGGAUAACCGUGAACGUAUUUGGUCUCUUAUAAAACAAGGGGCAGCUGUUUAUGUUUGUGGAGAUGCUCGUAAUAUGGCUAGAGAUGUUCAAAAUACAAUGUAUAAAAUUUUUGAACAAGUUGGGGGGCUUGAAAUUGAGGAAAGUCAAAAAUUAAUGAAGGAUAUGGAACGUCAACGGUUAUAUCAAGCAGAUGUUUGGAGUUAA